AUGCUACUGGACACCGGUAUGCACGGCGCAGCCUUACAGGGACUCGAGGACGGCUUGGUGAGCUCGAGCUAUGCUAACGGACGAACAGCGACAUCGUCUCGGCAACGGCAGCGUCCGUUGCAGAACCAACUCACACAGCAACGCGGUACUGGCAGCAGGACGCGGUGUCCCAUCCGGGCUCCGCUGGCCACGUCACCGGCAUGGGGCACACAGGAGCCUGCAGUGACGACGGCGCAGGACUCUAUGCCUUGGUUGUAUCCAGGCGAGAGCACGGUGCAGCGCACCUUCUUCUUCUCGUACGCAGUACGGUACGACGACGGCGCGUCGGAUCUCGGGCCUUAA
Molecule: messenger RNA, 342 nt
Organism: Phytophthora infestans T30-4
Lineage: Eukaryota; Oomycota; Peronosporomycetes; Peronosporales; Peronosporaceae
Exons: 3
Coding region: 1-342 (113 amino acids)
Source: RefSeq, a predicted model, not a curated record